AUCACAAAACACCAUAUUCUUCACUUCUCUUUGGCUAAAGAAAAUUUUCCAAACCCUUCGAGUUAAUAUGGCGGACCUUGUUCUUGGUCCUAUUGUAGAUGCCACUGUGUCCAAGGUGAUUGCUCUUGCUUCAGAGCAGCUCAAUUUGGCCUUGGGAUGGAGGCAAGACCUGGAAAGGUUUUGCGACAUGAUGAAGAUAGUGGGAGGUGUGUUGCAGGACGCUGAUGAGAGGCAUGUUGCCGGCCACUCUCACCUGAAAGCUUGGCUUGAGAGGCUUCGAGAGGUUGCUGAUGAGGCUGAUGAUGUGUUCGAGGAGAUCCGUUACGAAAAUCUGCGGCGUCGGGUAGCAGAACUGAAGCCCAACUGGAAAAAGGUUAGCUACUUCUUUACUCUGUCUAAUCCUCUGGUGUUUCGCAUGAGGAUGGCUAAUAGAGUUAAGAAGUUAAAUGCAUAUCUUGAUGAUAUUGAUGACAAGGCCAACCGGUUGGGGCUGCAAAACAAACUUGUCAACACUAGUGCUCCUGAACCUAGAGUAAACCAGCAGACCCACUCUUUUCUAGACCAAGAAGUUUUUGGAAGAAAUGAAGAUGUUGACCAAAUAGUUAGCCUGUUAAUUGACUCUGGUAAUCAGGAGGUCCUCUCUGUCAUUUCUAUAGUGGGUAUGGCAGGCCUUGGCAAAACUACUUUAGCCAAAAAAGUGUGUGCAAAUGAUAAAAUACGUGAAUAUUUUGGAGAAAAUAUCAUGUGGGUUUGUGUGUCUGAAAUUUUUGAUGUCCAUAGAAUUUUAGGGGAAAUGUUGGAGUCUCUUACUGGUAGUCGCUGUAAAAAUGAAAACAGAGAUACUCUGCUUCGGAAAAUAGGAGAAGAGUUGGUGAAAAAGGAGGAAAAGAAAGGGGGGGAAGAGGAGGAAAAGAAUGAGGGGAAAAACUAUCUUCUCAUACUAGAUGAUGUGUGGAGUGAGAAGAGUGGGAACUGGGAUGAGUUAAGGAGUUGUUUGUUGGGAAUAUGUAGAAAGGCUGGAAAUAGAGUAGUCGUGACAACUCGAAAUAGAAAUGUUGCAUCAAUAAUGGGUUCCAAAUACAUACAUGAUCUUAAGCAACUACAAGUUGGUCACUGUUGGUCUAUAAUCAAACAGAGAGCAUUUGGAGAGGAUGCUAUGCCCCCAAAAUUGGAAGAAAUUGGAUUUGGUAUUGCUGAAAAAUGUGGAGGUGUUCCAUUAGUUGCAAAUGUUAUAGGUGGAACUUUGUACAAUAGAAGGGAUGAAAAUGACUGGUUGUCAGUUAAGGAGAAGAUUAAUGUAUGGGGUUCACUUGAAGAUCAACAUCACAGGAUCAGGGAUGUCUUGCAAUUGAGUUUUGAACGGUUGCCAAAACCAGCUUUGAAGCAAUGUUUUGCAUUUUGUUCUAUUUUCCCCAAGGAUUUUGUCAUUGUGAAGGAGAAGCUAAUUCAACUAUGGAUGGCUGAAGGCUUUCUCCAAUCUUCUAAAGAAAGUUCCAUGGAGGAAAUGGGUGACAAGUAUUUCAAUUGCUUCUUAUCAUAUUCCCUUUUUCAAGAGGAAGCAAGGGAUUCUUUCCACAAUGUUAAAUCUUGCAAAAUUCAUGAUCUAAUUCAUGAUUUUGCACAGUCCAUUUAUUCUGAUACCUUGAUUAUUGAGGAGUCGUCUUCCAACAAUAUGCCUCAUCAAGCUCGGCACUUGAAUCUCAAAUUUGGCAAAGAAAAGUUGCAAAUAAAGUUAGCAGAUGUUGCCGAAAAGUUACAGACUUUGUUUUCAAAGCAAGGUUUUCCCACUAGUUUGCAGGGAAACUUUAAAAGGUUACGGGCUCUCAGUGUUAGUGGUGCUGAUGAUGGUGAACCAUUACCAUCAUGUUUUGGAAACCUGAAAAGUUUGAGAUACUUGGACAUUUCAGGAACUCCAAUAAGACAAUUGCCCAAGUUCAUCACCAAGAUGUAUAAUUUGCAAACAUUUAGAUUCAACAACUGCAAAUCUCUGAAAAUGCCUCCAGAUGGAAUAGGCCAUUUAAUGAACUUGAGGCAUAUUUACUUUGAUGAUGAAGACCAUAUGCCUGCACACAUUGGUAGACUGACUAGCCUUCAAACAUUGCAAAAGUUCUUUGUGGGUGAGAAAAGGGGACAGAAGAUUGAAGAACUAGGAAAGUUAAGCCAACUCAGAGGAGGAUUAGAGAUCUAUAAUCUCGAGUGUGUCAAAGACAAAUCAGAAGCCCAGAGAGCUAGAUUAAAGGAGAAGGCAGUUUUAAUGUUGCAAUUAAUUUGGGAUGAAGAAGGCAAUCAUGAUAAAGAUGAAGAUAGCCAUAGUGAAUUGUUUUUGCUCAAGAAUUUGGUGGAAUUAGACUUUGAAAAGUGUCAAAAGUUAAAAAGCAUUCCCUUGUUGAAAGGAUUUUGCUCUCUUCAGCGGCUUCGUAUUAGAGAAUGCAGUGAAUUAAGCAGAAUAAAUGAUGGGGCAUUCGAAUUCACAUCCCUGGAAGAACUGUCCAUAGAUAAUUGUUGUAAGUUGGAAAGUGUUCUAGUAAAUGGAUUGACAUCGCUGGAGAGACUGACCUUAUGGUGCUGUCCAAAGUUGGAAAGUGUUCUAGUGAGUGGAUUGACAUCGCUUCAGGAACUACAAGUUAGCAAUUGUCAGUUGGUGAGCAGCAUAGGAGAUAGCCUAUCAACCUCCAAGUGCCUUCAAAGGUUAGAGUUACAGUGGUGUGAGAAUUUGGAAUUUUUUCCAAGUCUAGAGGGGCUUACCUCUCUUAAAAGCGUAGUGAUUGAUGGAUGUUGUAGAUUAAAGUACCUACCAAGUGAAUUGUCAUCUUGCACUGCUCUUGAAGAGUUGCGCAUAUAUCUUUGCACAAAUCUGGUCUCUAUUCUAGAAGAACUGAAGGAAUUGCGUUCUCUUGUUAAAUUACAAAUUAUAGAGUGUGAAAAAUUGAGGAGCUUCCCAAAGGACAGCCUUGGAUGCCUUAAUCGCUUGAAGAGCUUGUCAAUUGGCGGAUUCUCAAAUGAGAUGGAGGAACUCCCAGAUCUGAGUUCCAUCAACGCCUCCCUUGAAACGUUGGAUUUGAGGGAUUGGAGAACGCGUCAGUGGCUGCAUCAAAUUCAACGCUUUACUGCUUUAAAAGAGUUGAGUAUAGAGGGUCCCAUUGAUGACGUGGAAGCACUGUCAGAUGUAUUGGAAAAACUCUCCUCUCUUACAGAACUCAGAAUUGAGUGGUGCGACGACUUGAUCUCUCUUCCACAAGGACUGAACAAGUUGCCCCAUCUCAGAACACUCGGACUUGUUGGCUGCGAUAACCUAACGUCUCUUUCAGAAGAUCUAAAGGAAUUGCGUUCUCUUACUACAUUACGUGUUUUAUUCUGUCGGAGAUUGAACCCAGGGGAGAUCCUCGGCUGCCUUACUAGCUUGAAGAGAUUGGAGAUUGGUGGUUUCUCAGAAGAGCUGGAGGAAUUCCCAGGACUGAGUUCCAUCCAUGAUGGCCUUGAAGAGCUGACGUUGAUUGGAUGGGACAAACUAAGUCAGCUGCCUGAUCAAAUUCAACACCUCACUGCUCUCAAGGAGUUGACCAUAAGUUACUUUAAACAAGUGGUGGCUUUGCCAGAGUGGGUGGGAAACUUUUCUUCUCUUGAACGUCUGACGUUCCAGACUUGCCAUAAUAUGAAACAACUGCCUUCCGCGGCAGCCAUUGGACGCCUCUCCAAACUGUGGCUGCUUAUUAUUUGGGAUUGCCCAGAGUUAAAAGAGAGUUGCGCCCAGAAACGUGGUUGUGAGUGGUCCAAGAUUUCCCACAUUCCAUUAGUCAACUGCUGUUAAGCAAAGACUGAGGCUUGAAAAAGAUCUAUUGAUUUCGACUGCUUCCACUACAAAGCCCUUUGAUCUGGGAGAUCUCAGUAUUGAGGUAAGCAGCAUAUUAAUUGCUUGUACCCAUUUCUUUCAAAUUGUGAAUGCAUCACAAAGUUUGGACUUUCAACAUUUGAUCACUUAACCUACAAAUUACACACCGUAACAUAUUUUAUGGUUGCAGGCACCCAGUGAUCCUUCUGGUAUUCUUUCUAAGCAUAUCUUCUUAUGAGUCUCAUUAAGUGUUAUUG
Molecule: messenger RNA, 4086 nt
Organism: Rubroshorea leprosula
Lineage: Eukaryota; Viridiplantae; Streptophyta; Magnoliopsida; Malvales; Dipterocarpaceae
Source: the annotation of a GenBank genome assembly